This is a messenger RNA of Microthlaspi erraticum, 1425 nucleotides long. The record is from the annotation of a GenBank genome assembly. NCBI's taxonomy places the organism in Eukaryota, Viridiplantae, Streptophyta, Magnoliopsida, Brassicales, Brassicaceae.
AUGAUAGAGAUCCAUGAGUUGUGGUGGCCUAUGAUAGUUUCACUCUUUGUAAUGAAGUUGUGUAUAUGGAUCUAUCAGUGGACAAAUCCGAAAGGGAAAGAAAAACUUCCUCCAGGUUCGAUGGGUUUUCCGAUUAUUGGGGAGACAUUUGAGUUUAUGAAGCCUCAUGACACUCUUGAAUUUUCAACAUUCCUUAGAAAAAGAAUGCUCAGACAUGGACCUCUUUUUCGGACAAGCAUAUUUGGGGCCAAGGUUAUCGUCUCCACGGAUAUUGCACUAAACAUGGAGAUAGCAAAGGUGAAUUCUGUUAUUGGUGCUACGGAGAGUUUAACGCGUCUAUUCGGGAAAAAGAACUUGUUUUCCCAAAGCAAGGAAUCCCAUAAACAUGUCAGGAACUUGACACUCCAGUUGUUGGGUUCACAAGGUUUGAGACUUAGGAUGAUACAAGAUAUCGAUCUCUCAGCGCGCAGACACAUGGAGAUAGGAGCUAGGGGUGGCGGUCUUGACAUUAGGGAGACGUCAAGCAAGAUUUUAAUGCAAUGCCUUGCAAAGAAAGUUAUGGGAGAUAUGGAACACGAGGCCGCAAAAGAACUCGAACUCUGUUGGAGAGGCAUCCCGAGUGGCUGGUUCGGUUUCUCGUAUAACUUCCCUGGCUCGACGGUCUACCAAAUUUUAAAGGCGCGAAAGAAGAUGUUGACGAUAAUAAAGGAGAUGAUAGUGAAGAAGAGAGCUUCAGGAGAGGAACUUGGUGAGUUCUUGGAUAUCAUAUUUCAAGAAAUGGAGCGACAAGGGGAAACUAUAAGCCUAGACACUGUCGUCGAAUACAUAUAUACGUUCUUCCUGCUUGCUCACGAAACUACUCCCCGGACUCUUGCUGCGAUGGUGAAGCAAAUAUCGGACCACCCUCAAGUCAUGCAAGAGCUACAGAGAGAGCAUGAAGCAAUUGUCCAAAAUAAGACUGAUAAAGAGGCCGGGCUUACGUGGGAGGACUACAAAUCCAUGACUUUCACCCACAUGGUGAUAAAUGAGUCGCUACGAACCACAAGCACGUUCCCCACGGUGCUUAGAAAAACUACUCAUGACUUGGAGGUUCGAGGUUACACAAUUCCAGCAGGCUGGACCUUCAUGGGAUAUCCUCUUAUUCACUUGAGUGAAGAAAAGUACGAUGACCCGUUAUCAUUCAAUCCGUGGAGAUGGAAGGGAAAAGACUUGAGUGCAACCAUAUCCAAAAGUUACAUGCCUUUUGGCGCUGGUCCUAGACUCUGCGUUGGGGCUGAGUUUGCAAAGCUGAAUAUGGCGAUUUUUGUCCACCAUUUGUCAAGAUACAGAUGGUCAAUGAACAGUGACACCAAAGUGCUUCGACAGUACAUACUUUUGUUCCCAAAAGGUACUCAUGUUCAGAUCACGGGACGUUACUCGGAAUGA